This is a messenger RNA of Trypanosoma rangeli, 3576 nucleotides long. Its product is annotated as spermatogenesis-associated protein 4. Gene Ontology annotation, cellular component: axoneme. The record is from RefSeq and is a predicted model, not a curated record. The transcript has a single exon. The coding region runs from base 1 to 3576 and encodes 1191 amino acids. Gene Ontology annotation, molecular function: microtubule binding. Gene Ontology annotation, biological process: regulation of cytoskeleton organization. NCBI's taxonomy places the organism in Eukaryota, Euglenozoa, Kinetoplastea, Trypanosomatida, Trypanosomatidae.
AUGCAGCGUGAAAUCAUCAAGUGGCUUCAGUCGCUUGACCUAUCUUAUCAGGUCCGACACCCACGGCAGGACCUUUCGAACGGUUUCACGCUUGCCGAGAUUGCCAGUCGUUAUGACCGACGUAUUGCGAUGCACAGCUACGUGCCUGGGUGUUCCACGGAGUGCAAGCGACGCAAUUGGAAAGUACUGCUGGGGGAAUUGAAGCGGCUUGGUUGCACCAGUGUGACGGCAGAGAUGGCGGAGGCAACCAUUCAAGGGAAGCCGGAUGUGGCCCUGAUGGUGCUGGACUGUUUUUAUGAGUUCUUCUGUAAUCGACCGGCGCCACCGCGUCUGACGGAGAGGAAUGAAAAGAACAAGAUGCUACUUUUGAGAGCAAUAGACGCCGCACGUGCUGCCACAACUCAUUCGGUGGCGACAACUCUGGAGCCUAAACCUAUAUCGUUGCAAUUUAUAGAAAACGAUGAAAUUACGCUUGGUAAAGGGAUACAACAGCCCGGGUUUGCACGGCCGACGGCAGCUUCGCUCUUACAUGUAACCAAUAGUGAUGCACGGAAUGCGGUACUCGUCGCUGCUGUUCCUGCGGAUGAGCUGCGGAUUCUGAAGUGUAAUGAGAAAUUGUUGAGCGAGCACAAGAUGCUUCAUAAGGCAUACCGGUUCGCGGAACCUCAACGCUUUGCCCCGGUAAACCACAAACGACUUGCGACGCUUGAAAAAAAAGCUGGAAAGGCUGGAACAAGCGUCAAAGGGUCCCCGUGUGACCAUGGAGUCUCUGCGGACCGGGUGUCUGUGGUAGAGUUGAAUAUGUUGAACAAACAGCUUCUGAGUGCGCUGCAGCAGCGGGAAGCUUAUGACACUAAUAAUGUAACAGACUCCAGUGAGGAAUCGCGGAAUGCGGCGGUUGUAAAACUGCUUGAUGCAUGUGGAAAUAAUCUUCGUUUAGGGUUCUCAAAGAUGCUGGGCGCGACACUAGAGUCCAAUGGUUUCACGGAAUUUCUUGCUGAACUAAACACUGGGAAUGAGGAAGAAGACCUUUUGAGCUUUUUUGUGGGUCGUCGUGAGGAGAUGCCCUUUUCGGCCGUUGUGGCGUGUUGGUCGACCUUGUUAAACGCAAGCAAUGGUAUUGUAUCAACCUUGUGCAUACGUCCAACGGAGUACAUGUAUAUUUUACGGGCCUUACGCUUUAUCUUUACUCCCGACACAGUGCGUACUCCACUGCUGCAUGUAUCAGCGUCGCCGGAAGUGCGCGUAUCGCAGAAGGGAAGCUCCGAUGCGGGCUCUACUCUGACGCAUGAUGUUUGCCCCUUCACACACAGCAUGAGCGUGCCGGAUACCUUCCACCCAGUGACAGAAGAGACGCAUGCACCGCAGCAGAUCGUAUUAUCAAAUGAACGGGUUUUCAAUGUUACAUCGGCGUUUUUGUGGCUUUGCAGCAUUGGAGAGGCCGUAAAUGCCGUAUCACCACAGCUAGCGUGUUCACUAUUGAUGAACUAUUUUGUUCCCACUGCGUCUCGAUUUUUUUGUGCUUCAAGUGUGGCAAUUUUAGAAGCGCUAGCGCGUGUUGUUGUGGCGCAUAUUUGCGGUGAUAGUGCUGCACGCGAGAAGAGGAAAUCCGUGGUAACUCCAGAUGAAGAUAGGGAACAACCGCAGCUGCAGCCGUCAGAGAAAGUCGAGUGGAACGCAGCGCUGCAAUUGACGUCGCUCCUAGCAGGACCUCUAAAAACAGCUUUUGUUGGGCGUGAAUCCGCAAACUCGCGAAAUUCCGUAUCUAAAGAGACGCAAUACAAGCUGUUUUUGUUUCAUGUGCUACGCCUUGCACGGGUUCCGCUGAAUACGAAUGACAUUGAACAUGAGGUGCCAACAGCUGCAAAGGCAGAGGUUCAGCACGACGCGGCAAUAACGUUGAAGGCGUUGGUGGCUUCCGUGUCCCCCGUUGCUUCUCCUUCAACACCAGUGGAAUUGUGUGCGGGUGGGGUUCUUGCCUCUCUUGGGUCCUCCUCCAUGCAGCAGCGCUCUAUUGGAUUGGCGAUGCUGAUACAAUUUCUCGCAUGGGAUCGGUGGGAUUUGGCCAUGGAUCCACUGCUGCUUGUCCUGAACGACGUGAAGCAACGGGGCACCUUUGGAGGUUUUCUUCAACGUGCUGCGGAGGCGUGGGAAAUGCGGCUGUUGCUAUUAGAGCUUCUUACUAUCACCUUCCGCAAGAUCUUGUAUGUUUUUGCAGAGGCGUCGGAGACGAUGGAUCAUGCGGAGUUGAAGGCCCCAGCCUCCACCAAUGAGGAGAGGAGGCUAUCUGUGGCGGAUGCCAUUAGACAGAAAAUUCACCUUACUGACGUGGAAGAGGCGACUGUGUUGUGCCUAGAAAUCUUUUUUGAGGCUCCCCUGCUGCAACGACAUUUAGCGUUGCAGAUUGUGGGCGCUCGACUUCUUCCGGAUGAGCAGCGUAAUGUCGCCGCCAUGUGGGUGCGUGGACUGUUCCUAUUUUCCGUGGAACAGUUGGAGUUUAUGCUUCGACCACACGAGGCGGAACCGCUCCACCUGCAGGAUUCCACGUUUUUAUCCCAGCAUCGUGUACAUGGCGUCCCCUUACGACUUCCUGGCGUUCCCGCAAUCGGAUUGGAUGAGGAAGGCGAAGCUGGCUUCCCGUCUUCACCGCCGCACCAGUUGAGAUCUGUAGAAUCUCUCAAAGAGGCCGUCUCCUCUGUGCAUGUUUUGCUCGGACGUGUGGAACCUGCCUACAUUGUCUCUCCGCUCAACCAAUCGUGGGAUACGUUCAGUGUUGUGCAGGCUACGCUAAUGUUUGAGGAUAUUUUGACCAGCACACAGGUUUUUUCUGUCGUCCUGGCCGCGAUUUUGAGCCCUCAACGACGUGAGGCACAACGUCUGAGGCUCCUGCGGAACCUUCGCGCCGUUAGCGGCGGCGCAUCCUCAGCGACGACAAGCACAACAGAACAUGUCGGAGACGAGGGAAAGGCGCCCCCAGAUGCAGUCGAUGUGGAGGGGGAUGCGGGGGAGUCUGCAUUGAACGUCACAUUAAAAAGUUUGGUGGCAACCUACGACCAGAAGAGCACGGUGGGUAAAGAGAUGGAGAGGGGAGUGGAGACGGCUCGAGAGGAUGCUGCUGGAACACUGGCGGUGAGUGACACCAACGUGAUUGCCGCGGUGGCGAGUGGAGCGGGGGACGAAGUCUCCGAUGUGGCAGAGAAUGAGGAGACAAAGAGAGAGAUAAGAGAGGAGGAAGAAGAAGAGGUCGACCCAGCGACUCUUCUGGAGCGUCAUGAAAAGGCAUUUUGGAUUUCGGUGCUGAGGUUGUUAAGAGCACAGUUGCAGCAGUGCCUAACGAGGAGGCUGUCGUUGGAGGAGCAACGGAAAAAAAAGAGGCAGUUGUUGGGAACAACACCGAAUAUGGAUCCAUUGGCCUCUGUCUGCCGCAUUACGCGGACCGACUCCGCAGCGCGACUGAAGGAACUGGCUACAGGUGUACUUCUUACCCUCUACCACCGCUAUGGUGGUGCUGCGGCUGAGGCGAUGUCUAAAGAGACGUGUCUGCUCGAGGCGUGCCAGUGGCUUGAUAAGGUGUAG